Molecule: messenger RNA, 810 nt
Organism: Saccharomycodes ludwigii
Lineage: Eukaryota; Fungi; Ascomycota; Saccharomycetes; Saccharomycodales; Saccharomycodaceae
Gene: NFU1
Product: Nfu1p
Exons: 1
Coding region: 1-810 (269 amino acids)
Biological process (GO): iron-sulfur cluster assembly
Cellular component (GO): mitochondrion
Molecular function (GO): iron ion binding; iron-sulfur cluster binding
Source: RefSeq, a predicted model, not a curated record
AUGUUCAAGUUAUUAAAGCUAAAUCCUACUAUUGUUAAAAAUGCCGGCACAAAUUUGUCCAUUACAAAAACAAUACCAUCUCCAUUAUUAAAUAAAAGUAUCAGGUUCAUUCAUAUCAAAACACUUUCUACUCCCAACGAGAAUGCAAUCAAGUUUAUUUCUACAGAUGGUGAACUAUUUUUGGAUAAAAGGGGUGCACCAAGUUUGGAAAUUAAAAACACAGAUCAGGAAUUGUUAAAGCACUCUCCAUUGGCAAGAAAAAUUAUUGCCUUGUGUCCUGGUGUUGAAUCUGUAAUGAUCGGUGAUGACUUUGUUACUGUUAAUAAAGAUGAACUGCUACAUUGGAACCAGAUUACACCAGAAGUUAUAGACAUUUUAACUCAACAUUUAGCUAAAGGAGAAGAAAGUGUGACUGAUAAGUUCCAUACCGUCAAGAGUUCUGGGGAAAGUGGCUAUGAGAUAACAUUUCCUAAAUUUGAAUUAAAUGAGGAAGAGCAAGAAAUUAGUGAUAUGAUUGAUGAAUUAAUUCAAACAAGAAUUAGACCAGCUAUCCAAGAUGAUGGAGGCGAUAUUUUAUACAGAGGCUUUGACCCCAAAACUGGAACUGUCUAUUUGAAACUUCAAGGUGCUUGCAAGAGUUGUUCUAGCAGUGAAGAUACUUUGAAAGGUGGAAUUGAGUCUAUGUUAAAACAUUACAUCGAAGAGGUAGAAAAUGUUGUGCAAGUUCUAGAUCCAGAGGAGGAGAUUGCUCUAAAGGAAUUUGAAAAAUUGGAAGCCAAACUGGAAAAGGAAAAGCAACAACCCAAAUGA